Messenger RNA from Candidula unifasciata, 849 nucleotides. Lineage: Eukaryota; Metazoa; Mollusca; Gastropoda; Stylommatophora; Geomitridae. The record is from the annotation of a GenBank genome assembly.
AUGGAGCCACUUCACAUAGUUACGAAAGAAGAAUUACCUGUUUUGUAUGAGUGGUUGCAGAAACAUCUUCCCAACACAUAUAAGAUGUACGGGACAGUCUACCUACAGUUGGAGGGAAGGUGGCCGGGUACCAGGUUCUACACUUUGGGAUGGCCAGAGAUCCGAGCCGUCGGCGAGGGCACUGUCGAUGAAUCUGAGAGCAAGUGCCCUCAGUUUUUCAACCAUGUCCGACAUUUAAAUGUUUACGGUCCUGACCUUGCUGAUGUCGAGGAGCUGGUCCGCAGACCGGAGUUUGUGGACUGGACUAAGCCGGUACUGACUCACGCCAACUGUUACCAAAGUGCAGACGUUCUAGAAAAACUCAGCAAAGACACAGGGACACCUUUCAACAAACGGACAAGAACUCAACUAAUGAUCGCCUAUCCUGGAGACAUCAAACCAUGUCCAGUUCCAGAGGGGUUUGAAGUCCGACCUAUUGAUCCACAGCUGCACACAUCAUACAUGACAUCCACUUGGCCACAUCGUCGACAACACACGGAUUCGUACAUCAGGGCUGUUAUAGAAUCUUGUCACUCCGUUGGAAUCUUUGACAGGGACGGGAACCUGGCAGCCUUUGAGCUAGAAAACGAGUACGGAUUUUCAGCCCUUCUCCAUGUCAAGGACGAAUACAGAGGUCUCGGGCUUGCCAAAUGCGUGGUCAGUCUCCUGGCCCAGAAAUUGUUUAAAGAAAACCGACCAAUCCCUGCAGCUGUUAUAGCUUCCAACAAACCAGCUGUGGCUUUACAUGAACAGAUGGGGUUUAAAACAAUCAGCUACCUUGAUUGGUUCAAUUCAUUACGUCCUUCUUAG